AUGUCUCUCCAGGGAGCAGAGGCUGAGGAGGAGCAGGAGGCCGAGCCUGAGGAGGAGGAAGAGACUGAGCUGCUGGAGGAGGAUGAAGGAGAGCAGCAAGAGUACCAAGAUCAAGAUGCCCAGGAGGAAGAGGAGGAGCGCCCCAAACCCAAGCCUAUGGUGCCUCAACUUGCUCCUCCAAAGAUCCCUGAGGGAGAGAGGGUGGAUUUUGAUGACAUCCACAGGAAGCGUAUGGAGAAGGACUUACUGGAGCUGCAUACUCUGAUCGAUGUCCACUUUGAGCAGAGGAAGAAGGAUGAGGAAGAACUGAUCGGCCUCAAAGAUCGAAUUGAGCGUCGCCGAUCAGAGAGAGCUGAGAUCCAGAGGGUUAGAGCUGAGAAGGAGAAGGACAGACAGAACAGGAUUGCGGAGGAGCGUCACAGAAAAGAGGAAGAGGAGGCCAAGAAGAAGGCUGAUGACGAGGCCAAGAAGAAGAAAGUGCUUUCUGGCAUGGGAGCAAACUUUGGAGGCUUCCUGGCCAAGGCUGAGUCGAGGAAGGGCAAGCGUCUGACGGGCAGAGAGAUCAAAAGGAAGACUCUGGUUGAUAGAAAGCAGCCCCUAGGCAUCGACAAUUUGAGGGAGGAUGCGCUCAAGCAACGGGCCCAGGACAUGUGGAACUGGAUCUACCAGCUGGAGUCCGAGAAGUUUGACUUGAUGGAGCACAUGAAACACCAGAAAUACGAGAUCAUCGUGCUGCUGAACAGGAUCCAACAUGCUCAGAAAUUUAAAAAGGGCCAUGGCAAAGGGAAGGUGGGUGGUCGCUGGAAGUAAAGGAGGAAAAUACGGAAAAGAGAAAACAAAAAUACACUGAAUAGAAAAAAAGGGGGUAGCAGUAUAGGAAUGAAGGAAUGCCACAUGGUCUCUCCGUGGUCUUGUAGUGCCAGAGCCACUGUAUUAGGCCUUCCCUGUAUGUGUGAAAGAUAUUGAAUAUUUCUUGAUA
Molecule: messenger RNA, 979 nt
Organism: Xiphias gladius (swordfish)
Lineage: Eukaryota; Metazoa; Chordata; Actinopteri; Istiophoriformes; Xiphiidae
Gene: tnnt1
Product: troponin T type 1 (skeletal, slow)
Exons: 13
Coding region: 1-810 (269 amino acids)
Biological process (GO): sarcomere organization; slow-twitch skeletal muscle fiber contraction; regulation of muscle contraction
Cellular component (GO): troponin complex
Molecular function (GO): tropomyosin binding; troponin T binding
Source: RefSeq, a predicted model, not a curated record